CAACGGAUCUAGAAGCAUGAGCCACACAUCGCGUGGUCAAAGCGUCCUCCGAGUGGCGCCUCUAAUACCAAGUGACCGUGGUCACGGUUGCCACACUACCUCUUCCAUCCCCCACUUGCGACCUACCAUCUACAUAAUGGACGCUACUGCUCUCAAGCGCCCCAAACUCCAACAGCUGGCGAGGAUGCACAACAUCAAGGCCAACUUGAAGAACGGUGCGAUUAUUGAACAACUACGGAAGCGUCGCCCGGGAAGCGAAGGAUUCAACAUUGCAAGCCCACCAAACGGACAGAACUCCGAAACACGCGCGUCUCUAGCCAAAGACCCCGCACCGGCUGAGCCGCGGACACGUCUAUCCUCUUCGCCAACAGCAGCAAAUGGUACGCAGCCUGCUUCAAACCCUGGUGACCCGCGCCACGCGCAGACGCCACUCCCGCAAGGCGAGUCGGAGACUGGCCGAAACGGUGUUGUCGACAACGGUCUGUCUGUCAAUGGUCACGUCAACUCGUCGAUGGCUGCGCACGCCAGCAGCCCGGCGUCCCAACAGGCUCCUGGGCCGAGUGGCGAGGCCCCCGCCGUUGACGUCCAGCCACCAAACGUCGAACGAGUCAAUGGUGGCACGACAAGGUCUGGCACAAUCGAAGGAGAAGCCGGAGGCGCACAGCAUCUGACCGAGGCACAGCGAGCGCGAUAUGCGGCUAGACAGCGCAAGGAAGUUGAGCGGCAGCGAGAAGCCUAUAGGGACGCCGCCCGGCGCCGUCGCCGCGAGGACCAGAAAGCGCGACAUCGCUAUGAAAACGCGGCCUUGACAGGAUUCGCGGAGCAGCACGAGGUGAUCUACAGCGUCCGCCUGCUACGUAAGGCGCACAACAACGCGGAGCACGAGUGGGAUGCGCUCGAGUCGAUGCAGGAGAAAGUGCAGGGGGUGCUCGCCUCGUCGCGCACGCACAUCCGGACGGCCACGAUGACGCACGCGAGCACGGACCGAUUCAGGACGUUCUUCUCGUACUACCACCCGGUCCCGGGGAAGUGGAACCCUGCAGACUUCUGGGGAGAGGAGCCCGAGAAGCGGACGUGGCGGUAUUUCCGAACGGGAGAUGAAGACGGUGUAGCCGAGGAGCCUGAGGGACAUGGGAGGUUGCCUACAUACGUUCCUCCACGACGGCCCACCGACGUGGCCACCGAGAUCUGCAAAUGUCCGAUGCCUGCCGGAGACAGGAAGAUGAAGGGACUCAAGCGACUGAAUGUUGUCGUGCCCAAUAAGCUGGCGCAGCGGUUCUUCGAUAGCUUGCGCGUCGGCUGGGAUGUCGACUACAUGAACAAACGCUUGUGGCCAGAGUCGGAGGACGAGGGAGACGACGAGACAGAAGAGUCAACGGAUCAGCCUCCGAAGACGAGGAAGCGCAAGGCCGGUCAUGACGAAGAGGAGGGUGGAUCGACAUUGGAGGGCGAAACGGAGGAGCCAGCCAAUCAGCCCCCGAAGAAGAAGUUGCGCAAGGCCGGUCCCCAGGAAGAGGGGGACAAGGAGGCGCCGAACAAGGGGAAAGGGAAGGCGAAGAACAAAGGCAAGAAAAAGACGUCGAAGAAAGGCAAGGAGAAGGCGCAUACCGAGGAUCAUGAAGAGGCAGACGAAGGUUCUGCGGAUGCGGACGACGUUGAGGGUGUCGACGAUGCUGAGGAAAACCGGCUACCUCUGUAUCGCGGCGAGCGGUACCAGCGCAUGAUCCCGACCCGGGCGGCACUCUGGCAGAUCACAGACAACGAACGCAUUGCCGCUGAGGGUGCGCGUAAACCCCCAUUCGUGCGUAUCUGCGCGUUCAGCGGGAGGGAAUUGGCAUCAGUCCUGCUUCAAAUCAACAUACGUCGCCUUCAUAGCAAGUCUUGCCCCCUCGCAUUUUUGCCGUUCGAACUGAACUGCGUGGGCACUCUUUUGAACCCUCUCGUUUCCACCGUGGUCGCUGGGUACCUGACUUUUGAAGGCGAGGUAAUUCCAUUCGGCUCCAGGAGACACGCUGUGCGGAGCAACGCAACGCCUGGAACGGGUCAGCUCGCCGCCGCCGUCGCAAAUACAUCUGCUCAUCCUGCUCCAGUCGUUGGCCCAGUAGGCGAUACCGCGGCUAGCGUAUAUCAACCUAGCAACAUUGCUCCGGGAACGGGUCCGAGUGGUGAUGCUCCAGGUGUCGCUGGCGCCGCCCGGCAGUCCCAACCUGUUCGCUUGUUGAGGAACGCGGAUGCAAUCGGCGCUGCGAUCAUUCUGGGCCCAGAUUUUCUUCCUACCGUCCCCAUUGCAGAGGGAUCACCCUUCCCCCAGGGCUAUUCGGGUGAAUGGGCUUCCGCCUGCAUUCCCGGUGCGCACUGGACAGCCACUUUCAAGGCGAUCGACGCGAUGGUCUCCAAUGGAUAUACGCCGCUGGCCGACUUUCACCACAUAUUCCUUGACCUCCUGGUAGCCAGUAUUCUGUACCUGGGAGGCAGGGAACCGACAAUUGCCCAGCAAGUCAGCAGAUACCAAGCGGGACCGAGUCAGCCGACGAGGAAUAAUGACGACGGUGCCGCUGACCGCCCCGCACUCUCGGACUUUAUAUUCGCUAAAGUGAAGAACAAUCCGGCAUUUCCGCUAGAGUGUGCCAAAGCUGUGCUCCAGCCAGACUUGCGCGCGAGGACAUACGAUAGGAUCGAGCGCCCGCAAGAGCUCAUAGCGCGUUAUAGCGUGGUGCACACAGGCGAGGGCCUUGUCCCGCGGACGAUCGUCUUACAAGAUAAGGAUCCAAUCAAGGAUUUCCUGAUGCCCUGCGAGCAGGUACUGGCUUGCGUGCGGUACUCCGGAUACCCUGACAAGCUACCAACGGGCAUUCCCCAGCAAGGCACGCCAGGCGCUCCUAACGCUAUGCAAGUCAACGGUGCCCAGCCAGUUGGCGCGGUUCAGCAAGUCAAUGGGGCUCAGCAAUCCGAAGGGGCUCAGCAGGUCGAUGACGAUGCCAUGCAGGUCGACGACGCCGCGACAGAUGAUAGCGACGAGCCCAUUUCUGGGGUUGCAGCCCGGAUAGUUAACGCCGACCGGUCCUACGACCGGGAUGGCGCCGCUGAGGCGUUGCGGUACAUGAACGCUAGCGCGCGCGCUUCAGCACGCGACAACACCAACUCGCCUGUCACGCCGCGCAACCCCGGUUGGCAACCUGGGAUGCCUGGACUUCGUUUCGAAGAACAUACCGCGUCAUCACCUCUACCGCCCCCCGAUUUCACGCAGGAUGGCAUGGACUCCGUCGCUGGCGAUGGAGACUCGGCGCAACCUUCGGGGCUCCAUGGCGAUGUUGAGGACGGAGUGAGUGGACCUUCAGGUAGCGAGGACGCGGACGUUGUCGCGGAGGCACCAGGAGUCGCGAUGCCGGCGCGUAGUCUUCCAUUCUCGCCGAUCCCGGAGGCAAGUGAAGACGAGGAUCAGGUAGCGGAGGAAAACAUCGAGACGAUGCUCGUCGCGAAGUCCAUGAGCUUUGAGAGGAAGCCUGCCAACGUCGUCGGCGAACACUCUGACGCGCAGGUCCCGCCGCAGCCGACAUCGCCUCCGCGGAGGGUCACUCGCUCGCGUAGUCGUCCGUUAGGUCCUGGCCCCCUUCCGAGGAGAACGGUUCCUAGGCGUGGAGCUACUGGGUCUCGUCGGGGCAGGGUCGGAAAGUGAAGCUGUUGAAAGAGUUUAGAAUGUUAGAUAGGUUUCCGGCUCGCUCGUGAGUAGUACGCAUACCCAGCAUACCCAGUUCCAUGUGAUCCGGUGUUGUAUAUACUGUUGUCUAAUACUUCUUUUAUAUACCCUUGAUACCAUUC
Molecule: messenger RNA, 3819 nt
Organism: Fomitopsis serialis
Lineage: Eukaryota; Fungi; Basidiomycota; Agaricomycetes; Polyporales; Fomitopsidaceae
Exons: 7
Coding region: 137-3676 (1179 amino acids)
Source: RefSeq, a predicted model, not a curated record